Oryza brachyantha (malo sina) is the source of this 1287-nucleotide messenger RNA. Its product is annotated as acyl-coenzyme A thioesterase 13-like. The record is from RefSeq and is a predicted model, not a curated record. Gene Ontology annotation, molecular function: fatty acyl-CoA hydrolase activity. Lineage: Eukaryota; Viridiplantae; Streptophyta; Magnoliopsida; Poales; Poaceae. The transcript is spliced from 2 exons. The coding region runs from base 135 to 713 and encodes 192 amino acids.
AAAACCAAACAUGAGUAAUCCGAAGGCAGCUCUUGGAGCCAAACAAAACAGGAAGGCAUCGAUCAGCCUUGCAGGCUUUGACUGUACUACUCUUGUUGCAGCCGCCGGCGAGGUGACCCACGCGACGAGGACACAUGGCCAAGGGGGAGGAGGAGUACUCCAGGGUGAGGCAAGCCCUUGCGGUGAGCGCCCACGAGCGCUCGCUGGUGGACGCGGUCUCCUCGGCGCCGGCGGCCACGCCGCCGAGCGCGAGCGGGGACGUGGGGGAGGGGCAUCCUCCGCCGCACGCGGCGAGCUUCUUCGAGGGCUUCGUGCUGGGCGGGAUCCGUGUCGACAGCGUCCAGCCGGGCCUCGUCGACUGCUCCUUCACCGUCCCCUCCAGGCUCACCGAUCGGAGCGGGUGCCUGGCCGCCGGCGCCGUGGUGUCGCUGGUGGACGAGGUGGGCUCCGCGGCCUCCAUCGCCGACGGCCGCCCCCUCAAGGUCUCCACCGACAUGUCCGUCUCCUUUGUCGCCCUCGCGCGGGCACGGCCCGGCGACCGCCUGCGCGUCACCGCCAGGGCGCUCGGCCACAAGGGGGCCUACUCCGGCACCCACGUCCUCAUCUCCAACGCCGCCACCGGCGAGGUCGUCGCCGAGGGCAGGCACUCCCUCUUCGGCAAGAUGAAGGUAGUCUCUUCCUCCUCCUCCGCCUCCACCGCCAGCAAGCUUUGAUCGGUCGAUGCCGCACGGCAUCGAUCCCAUUUCCACCCUGCCAUGGCUGCCAUCGCUAAUUGUGAGCACUAGUAGUAAUUAAGGGAGGAUUAGUAACCAAGGUUUUUCUCAGAAAUGGCUCAGUAUCAUAAAUUUUUACUUCGGUAGCUGUAAAUUGUCAGAUUGUCAGAUUCUAUGAUCGUGCUGCCCCAAAGUUUGGGAUUUCCAAUUUGUACUUCAGCCGUCACAAACCAUUUGCUACUAGACUAUCCCUUGCUAGGGAGCAAGUUUUAGAUUCUGAGAAGCAGCUGUUUGGUAGCUAACUUUUGAGAAUCUGGAAAAACUUCUAAACCUAGUUUCUCCAGAUUCUGGAUUCUCAGUUCAUUUUUCAGAAUCUAUAACUACAGAUUCUCAGAAGCUGUGUACUGUUUGAGGCAGCUUUUAACAGAAGCAGUUUUUGAGAAAAGCUGCAGCUGGGAGAAACUCCCCCAAACAUACGAUGACAGAUUUUACAAACAUGUGAGCUUUUUAUGUAAUCUUUUUUAAACCAAUUUUUUACACGGUUGUUAGCUUGGUGAAUGUAUUAAAGCAUAUU